AUGUCAGAGACAAGCUUACAGAAAGAUGCUAUAAAUAAGGUCGACUCAUCGAAAAGGCCUAGCAUUCUACAAGUGUCACGGCCCUUUUUCACGAGCUCUGAAUUAUCAUAUGUACAUUCGUUCACUAUUCCAGAACAGAAAAAGUUAACAUUCAACCAAAGAAAGCACCAGAUAUAUCAGUAUGUAUUUCAAAUUGUUCGGGCUUUGAAGCUUCCUUUGAGGGUUUUAGGAACUACCAUGAAUUACUACCAAAGGUGGUAUUUAUUCAAUAAAUUUGAAGAGAUGAACGAUGCGACAGACUUGGAGAACGACACAUAUACAAUUGCACUUACUUGCUUAUUCUUGGCUUCGAAGAACGAGGACUGUAUUAAGAAAUUGAAGGAUAUACAAGCAGUCAGCAACAGGCAAAGAAAUGAUAAAUCCUUGAUGCAACAACAGUAUCUAGAUUUACAACGAAAGGCAAUAAUGAACAUAGAAUUCAAGUUGUUGCAAGUCAUAAAAUUUGACUUUAUUAAUGGCUCCUCGAUCCAAAGCACUGACCAGCUAGUCGUCCAAUUCUGCAAAAAAUUAGAAGUUGACUAUAAAACCACGAUGUAUAGUUGGCUUAUCAGUUUUGAUUUGAUGUCUACUCCCUUAUGCCUAAUAAUCCCUCCUCAUUGCAUUGCUUUAGCAAUAAUUAUAGUGACUUUGAACCUUAAACCGAAAGAAAUUCGACUGAAGUAUACACAAGAUGAUGCAUCGAAUUCUUCUCCCAAAUUAAAUGAAAUCUUAGAGACAAUAGACUGUUAUGAGGGGUUCAGGUGUCCAGAGACUUUGGUUAAUGAAGGCAUAAUUUAUAUAUUGGAUUACUAUGUUCAUCAGAUGAAUUUCUCUAUACUAAAUGAAUUCAUGCCAUCGAUCGAUCUGGAGACAGGGAAAGAACAAAUAUUCAAAUUCAUGGAUUUAAAGUCAAGGUUCAAUGAUCUAAAAAUUUUAGAUCAAAAAUCUUGUUCGACUGAAAAACUAUUGAAGCAAGACGAGUAUCUAUCUUGCUGGGACUAUUCAAUCGGCUUGAAGGGGUCAUCAAGGUUUAUUUCCAGUAAUAAGAGAAGAAGGUUCGAUUCGGAAUUCGAAAAAUUAAAAAGAAGUAAUUAG
Molecule: messenger RNA, 1134 nt
Organism: Priceomyces carsonii
Lineage: Eukaryota; Fungi; Ascomycota; Pichiomycetes; Serinales; Debaryomycetaceae
Exons: 1
Coding region: 1-1134 (377 amino acids)
Biological process (GO): positive regulation of DNA-templated transcription, elongation; regulation of transcription by RNA polymerase II
Cellular component (GO): cyclin/CDK positive transcription elongation factor complex; nucleus
Molecular function (GO): cyclin-dependent protein serine/threonine kinase activator activity
Source: RefSeq, a predicted model, not a curated record